UGUUUGCAUAGCUAAUUAUUCUUUGUGCACCUAUGACCCCUCAUCUUUGCAUUUCAGUUCUUCAUUCAGCACGUUUAUUUAUCUGUUCAUCCCUUUCAGUGGCGUCUCUGGAAUAUCCACAGGAUUUUGUAAUGACCUCUGAUGAACACAUCCUCUCCAAACAGCCCAUAGUUCCGAAGCGAAAUAAGUCGGUAAACUGAUACGUCAACCUGUUUAUUCAGAAGAAUCCCACACUACUAUCAAAGGAGUUGAAAACUGCCAAUAAUUUCAUCCACAAAUUGAAAAAUGUGAAGAAUGCACUGCGUCUACUCACUUGUGAAUUCGACGAACAACUUCUACAACUCCCCGGUCUUCUCGGAGCACUUACACCAAAACUAGAAGCUGGAUGGCAGUCGUUUUCCCUUGGCCCCGGUUCUACAGCAACAGAUCAAUUAGCUAACGAUCUUACCAGCCAGUUGCCACCGCUUAUCAGACCCCUGCAGCCCGGUCAACAGGGUUCAGCUGGAUCCGUUCCACUGUCACACAGUUUUACUUGGACGAGGCUCCAACCACGACUGGAGUGCAAUGAAACGCCAAAUGGUGAUGGAAUAACGGAAAGCCGAGAAUCCAACCUUGUUUUAGAACCUUUUGUCGAACCGGAAGUUAUUUUGCUCUUAACUGCGGAUCAGAUCAAAGGGUUGACGAGGACGACUGUGAAUAGGAACCGCACACAGGCUUCAACCUUGACUUCCUUCGGCACAUGCAUAAAGCAACUCAAUCGCCCGGUUACUUGUAUACUUUUCACUGGAGCGAAACUCAGAACGUCGGAAAAGUAUAACGGUGAUACUAAAAGCCUUCUCCUUUCGUUUGGUGCCGUGACCAGGAUAAGGAUGAAGAUCCCAUGGCCGCAACCCUUUGAGGAUGGGGAUGUUCGGACCUUCCCUGAGGACUUUGAGGAAUUUGCGGAGGCUGCCGGGCUGGAAACCGACCGGGGAGGCUAUGAGGCGGUUCAAGACGGCCAGGAUGGCACUCGGAUCGGCCCCGACCGUGUUCUUCUCAGCAGUUGUUGGAUCGCGCUUUGCCCGACGCUGGAUGGAGUGUCGCGACACCAGUUGCUGUCGGAUCAGUUUGUCGAAGGUGUGCAGCCCGCGCUCGGUGUCCAGUUGCGGUUGGCACGAGCAACUGGCCAGUUGAGUGUGGAGGAGCUGAUGCAUCCGGCCCGGGAGCUGCCCCAGGAACCACUGGCCACGUUGCAGUCGCCGAAGAACAGGGAUGGUUCAUCAGUGGAGGAACUGCAGACCAUGGUGGACCAACUCACCGAACAGCUGGCAGCCGUGAAGACGGAAUCAAAACGAACGUCUGGCGUGGGUGCCAGUACCUCGUUAUCGAUAAAUGAACUCUGCUCAGACCUCCAGAUCCGAUGGGGUGUUCGAGCUACCCGGAUUUGUAGCACUGUCCAUGAUGUGGCUCUUGUUCUCGCCUCUUACCACCGUUCCAUAGGCGAGCGACCUUUUAAGGAGGGUCGCCUGUCGCGAGAUGAAGGUUUGACUUUUCUCCCAGACACCGUCCGCAAAGGGCUUGCCGGUUGCGCUUCCAGAGGUCGAGGUGCUGGACCAGCACCCAACAUAUCUGGAGAUGAUCCUGACGGAACCGAUUCCCUGGCCGUGCAUAGCUGGGCUAAUCGUCUCUGGCUUGCACAGCUGGGUCAGUGGCGAGGACUUACCGGUGAGGUGGCUCAUGCCAUUGCACAGGUUUAUCCCACGGCGUUCAGUUUCUUUCAAGCCUGUCAGAAGGACCUCGAAACCGUUGACGCCACUAACUCAGACGGCAGUCAAAUCAGUGGGAAACGUCGCCACCCACUGGAAGCUAACCUAGCCGAACUGGAGAUUCGAAGAGGUGCCGGUAUCCUGUCCUCUCGGCGUCGGCUUGGACCAGAGUUCGCCCGGCGACUCGUCACCCACUUCACUUCUGAAGAUCCCAGCGAGGUUAUUGGAUGAUUGCAUUUUCUGUCGGUCUUUCGCACUUCUGUUUAUCCAACUGAGUGUACAACCAGAUUGAUUUGUUCCAUCACUCACCCCCCCCCCCCGUUAAACUCGCAUUUUCCAGAUGUACCAAAGCUUAGUUUACUAUUUCCAUUUGAACUUGGCUUUUUAAAUUUCCCUUGGUCACAUGUGGUAAAAAUCGUGUUUAGGUUGCUCUUACACAUGGGAUUCACUCAACAUAAACGUACUGCUGAGACGGUUUUUCUGGAUUCUUAAUGGUGAAAUACACUGAGAACAGGAUUCCUGAUUUCCUACUUUGAGAGACUUUUUGUUAAGGUUUGGUUUUGUGUGACUCGUCGGAAA
Messenger RNA from Opisthorchis viverrini, 2324 nucleotides. RefSeq lists its product as hypothetical. Lineage: Eukaryota; Metazoa; Platyhelminthes; Trematoda; Opisthorchiida; Opisthorchiidae. Gene Ontology annotation, biological process: mitotic intra-S DNA damage checkpoint signaling; double-strand break repair; resolution of meiotic recombination intermediates. The transcript is spliced from 9 exons. The coding region runs from base 870 to 1976 and encodes 368 amino acids. The record is from RefSeq and is a predicted model, not a curated record. Gene Ontology annotation, cellular component: Holliday junction resolvase complex; nucleus.